This is a messenger RNA of Colletotrichum higginsianum IMI 349063, 771 nucleotides long. RefSeq names its product Short chain dehydrogenase. The record is from RefSeq and is a predicted model, not a curated record. The transcript is spliced from 2 exons. NCBI's taxonomy places the organism in Eukaryota, Fungi, Ascomycota, Sordariomycetes, Glomerellales, Glomerellaceae. Bases 1 to 771 code for a protein of 256 amino acids.
AUGGCCUUAGUAGAGAAGAAGAUAAUUCUCAUCACAGAGUCUGCAGGAGCCAAUCAGGGAAUUGGUUACGAAGCCGCUAAAAAUCUGAUCCUCUCAUCUUCCGAGUACCACGUGGUUCUCGGUAGCCGCAAGUCCGCCAACGGAGAGACAGCCACAAGACAGCUAGAAUCAAUUCCAGGCGCCAAAGGCAGCGUCGCAACUACGCAGAUAGACGUUACGGACGAGGCCUCUGUGAACGAUGCAGUCAGCCGUCUUGAGUCUGAGUACGGGAGGCUUGACGUGCUGGUUAACAAUGCGGGCAUCAUAUCCAUGGCUCACCCACCUACGACUGGGGCGCUCCGCCGCGUGCUAGAAACGAAUGUUAUAGGUGCGCUAGGGGUUACAGAGGCAUUUCUUCCUCUACUGAAAAAAGCCGUCCACAAGCCGGCACGCAUUGUCUUUGUGAGCUCCAGCAUGGGCUCCAUCACGCAUGCCAGUGACCCGACCUCACCGUACUACACGCCGUUUGGUACCGAGUAUAAAGUGAGCAAGGCCGCGCUGAACAUGCUGAUGACAAUGUACGUAGUGCGUCUCAAGCCGGAAGGGAUUCUUGUGUUUGGCGCGGAUCCUGGCCUUUGCGCCACCAAUUUCACAGGCGAUCCCGCUUCACUCACAGCGAGGGGUGCGGCGUUGCCGGCCGAUGGAGGGGACCGAGUAGCCGCAGUCAUCAAGACAGACAAGCUGGAGGAUGCUGGCAAGGUUAUCGGGAUAUACGGUUUCAGUCCGUGGUAG